CAAUCGAUCACGGAUAUGCUUGGAGAAGCCCGGACCACAUCAACACUUCUGCCGGGAGAAUGCUGCGAGACUCCCGUACGCGUCAGGACCAUGCUCGGGAGCUCUAAGAAAGCCCAGGAGUUGACCAAGAUAGCGAAGACGUUAUACUACACGCACGGGAGUCCAGCUAUGAACAUGGCGCCAACAUUCUCCAUGUCUCGUCGGAUGUCGGGGCAGAGCGUGACAGACCGUCUGUCGGCGGUGCAGCACAGUAUCACCGGCUCGGCGCUGUGCAAGUCGGCGGUGAAAGCCACCACACAUGAAGUCAUGGGCCCCAAGAAGAAGCAUUUAGACUAUCUUCUCCAGUGCACCAAUGAGCCCAACGUGAACAUUCCACAGUUGGCUGACACCAUCAUCGAGAGGAGCACCAACAGCAGCUGGGUGGUGGUCUUCAAGUCACUGGUCACCGUCCAUCACAUGAUGUGCUAUGGAAAUGAGAGGUUCACACAGUACCUGGCCUCCAGAACAACAGUAUUCAACUUGGACAACUUCCUGGACAAAAGCGGGGUUCAGGGCUAUGACAUGUCUACCUUCAUCCGGAGAUAUGGCAAGUACCUGAAUGAGAAGGCUUUCUCUUACCGCAACGUGGCUUUCGACUUCACAAGAGUCAAGAGAGGGAAGGAGGAGGGAGAGUUACGUAACAUGGGCACAGAGAAACUGCUGAAAACUCUUCCUGUAGUGCAGCAACAGCUGGAUGCCCUGCUGGAGUUUGAUGUGACUCCCAAUGAGCUGACUAACGGAGUCAUUAACAGCUGCUUCAUGCUGCUCUUUAAGGACUGCAUCAGGCUCUUCGCCUGCUAUAACGACGGGAUCAUCAACUUGUUAGAGAAAUACUUUGACAUGAACAAGAAGCAGUGUAAGGAAGGACUGGACACCUACAAGAAGUUCCUCAUCAGGAUGGACAAAGUGUCCGACUUCCUUAAGACGGCAGAGCAAGUUGGAAUUGACAAGGGGGAGAUUCCAGAUCUAACCAAAGUAAGUCAGGCUCAAGCACCUGCCAGCUUGCUGGAUGCUCUGGAACAACAUCUGGCAGCCAUGGAAGGGAAGAAGGGCAAGUCUGAACGACCAGCCAACUUGCAGACAUCUGUGAACGCCCUGACUGCUACGGGCUCGUCAUUUGACGCAGCGGCUAUCCAGAACAACUCCUCCACCACCAUCCUAACUACCGUUAACGAGGCAGAGAAGCAGAAAUUCUUGGAAGAGGAAAACAAAAGACUCAAUGCAUUAAAGGAGCAACGGCUGAAAGAAGCCAACCACGUUCAGGUCUCCGACUUUGGCCAGCCUACGGAGCAGCGAAUGAAGGAACUACAGAACCAGAGCCCCCAGCCGGCGCAGGUCGCCGUCCCCCCUCCCGCCACCUCCACCAACCCCUUCCUGACGGCCUCCCCCCAGACUGCCCCCCCUGCAGCCACCACACAACAGCUGGAUCUGUUCUCACCCCCUCCUGCACAGAGCACUGCCGCUGCCGUCAAGCCAUCAGAUGACCUGCUGGCCCUCGACGUGAACCCAUUCCAACAGAUCCAGGCCACAAUAGCCCAGCAGUCCAUGGCCCAGCCCCAGAUGAGCGCCGCUCCUCAGAUGUGGGGCGCUCCUCCUGCCACAAAUAACGUUGGUACUCAGAACUGGAAUGGUGUAAACGGUGUCCAGGCUAACGGAGCGUUCCACCAACCACAGACGGACAGCAAGUUUUCGGUAGUUUGGAGCACUACUUCUCAGCCGUCCACAUCAGUGGACCCUUGGCCGGGUGUAGCUGAGUCAGACACUGGGAUGAAUCCAGAUUUCGGUUCAGCCUUUGGACAGAAUGCUGGGCCCCAGCCUUCAGCACAGCCAGCCGCAUUUGAUGGCCUUGGUGACCUCCUGACCCCGAUGCCGGCCAGCACGACCGCCGCUGUGUCGUCAUCUGCCCCCCAGCAGGGCAGCAAGCCGCUGAUCGCAGGAGACCUGGACAGCAGUCUGGCACAGCUAGCAGGAAAUCUCAACAUUGGAACCAGUGGAUUGAGCAAGAAAUCUCCUUCGGAGCAAUGGAGGAGCCCCUCUCCCACUGUUCAGAGGACUGACCACCAGUGGAAGCCCAGCACGACCACCAGGACGGGUGGAGCCACCUGGCAACCACAGAUCCUGUCCACUACCACCACUACCUACAUGGGGCAGCCUGGCAUGGGGCCUGGGUACCCACAGAUGAUGGGACAGCCAGGCAUGAUGGGACAACCUAGACCAGCAGGAAUGGGGUAUGGCCAGCAACCAGCAACGAUGGCUAGUGACCCAUUUGGUGGGCCUGUCCAGCGUUCAGGGGAGAAGUCCUCCAGUUUUAAUGAUCUGUCCCAGUUGCAGUUCUGAAGACAAUUGAUUCCCUACAUCUCUCAACUACAAUGGCAUCACCUAAUAAAUAAUAGUGAAAGAGAGACACACUAUGUGGCAUGAUGAUACGACUUAGUUUCCGUAGGAACUCCAGGUUUCUACCAAAGACUGAGAAGAAAGAAAGAAAUUAUGUACAAAUAGCAUCAAGAAAAUCCUACAUGCCAGUUCAACCUUCGUCAUGACCAAGAUAGGAACACCAUGUUUCAGUGGUGUAUAGGGCAACUGGUCUAUGUACCAUCAGCAAUGGUGAUCGUAUGAAAACAGGCUGAUGGUGGUACUACUACUGUACUGUACAACGAUCGCUGGUACCACCAUAUGAUUGCAAUGUUUUACUCACAAGGUAAUCAACCAAAAUAAAAUACUCUUUCGUAUGAUAACCAUUGCUGGUGGUAAAUGAAUCUGCUGUACAGGAAUGGUCAUAAAAAAGGUCAAAAGAUCACAUUAGAAAAGUUCAUAUGCUAAAUCAAAAUAGGUUAAAGGUUACAGGUCGUGUUGGGUCAAAGGUUAUGAUUGGGUCAAUAGGUUUGCAACAGAAGAAUUAUGAUAAUUGGUCAAUAUUAAAGAAGUGUUCAUUAUGCAACAGACUAUGAUGGGUAAAGGGUUACAGUUGAAGUGGUGAGUUGGAACAAUACUUUGAGAAAAAUGUCUGUUUUACUCCAGUUCUGAGAAUGAAUUAAUGAAUUCCCUCCCACACACCGUACGAUAGGUGUCUAUAUUGGCCAUGAUUUGGGUUAAGUGUAACAUGUAUAUUGUGAUGUAGGCAUGAUAUUUCCAAUGGCUGUGUGUGAGAGUAAGGGGAAACCGUCGGGUGGAGACAAUGUAAAUAAAACAUUUUACGAAUGACAGACAGCUCACAAACGGAGAAAUUUGCAUAGACCGUGAAGAGACAACAGUGUACGUGCAAGUGUCGCUUGUCUUGUUUGUGUUACACAGAAGCCUACACCAACACCACAGCCUAGCAGCAACUAGGAAUAGAAACAAAAUAUGGAAGCUUUUUAGUUACACGAUCGUAUUAAAUGGUGCUUCCACGAACGCUUGACUUUGAUUUUCCAUACCCUCAGUAUAUAAGUAAUUAAAAUGAUAAACUUGGAAUAAUUUUGCAAAGAUCCAUGUAUCAUAUUGGGUUAGUAAUAGUAUAGGUUGAUACCAAAUUUUUGAAAUGUUAGGUUUGUGUAGUUAAUAUGGAAUUAGAGUUUCUGCAUGGUACAUUUUGGUCUGGUGCCAAGUGGGGCAUUGAUGUGCUCUGUUAUUAUAACUUACUUUUUAGGUACACUACAGCGUGGCCUGUGGUGUAUUAAAAUUUCCUUAUUUUGUAGUCACAAUGUGUUAAAUGAUCAUAAGCGGAUAAUUAUUUUUCACUUCAUAAUCCUUCAUACAUUAGGCCACACUAAAUUAAUCCGUUGGUUCUCAUUUUUACCCACUUCACCUUUUUCUGAUUUGCCAGGAAAAAAAAGGUUUCAGGUUCUGAAUCAACUUCAAAGUGCUCAUAUUUAGUCCCCAACAGUUGAAGAAAGUCCUUGCCUUUCUAACUUUGUUACAAUUUUUCCAUCUUCCAAAUGUAGUUCAUUGUUUGACUUAUAAACCAACCUGGGAUGUUGACUUCACGGUUUCUAUUGUAGCACGUGGCCUAUUAAAAGAUACCUAGGCCUGAUUUUUUUUUUGCUGUCGCUUCAUAUUUCUUAUGAUAAAAACUUGAACCUUCAAAUUAAAUUGGUGUGGCCUUAGUUUCUUUUGACAAUCAGCCUACUGUGAAUAAAAUUGGAAUGAUCCUUUCCAUGGAAUGUCUACCUUUGGCAAGCAAUACUACAAGGUAACAGGGAAGCAAUUCUAAAUUUCCAAGUCUUUGCUAGUUGGUGUUUCGUAGAGCACUCAGUAUUGGACGGUUGUAAAAUAAUUCUAUGUUGCCUGUAGGAUGAAAUACAAAAUUCAAGGAAAGGUGUAGGUAACCAUCACUUAACGUCUAGCUUGUUAAAAUAGAUUUCAGGACGCCACGCUACUUAAACUUAAAGCUUGAUCUAUGCAUAAAACUUUCAACAAGUCACAUUUUAUUUCAAAUCGGUACAAUGUAUGUGAGCUGCUUAUACUGCAUAUUGAAGCUGUCUUAUUUGAAAGCAACAUGGUCAUUGCAACAGACGGUCAAUGGGAAAAUGACUGCCAUUCAAAUGGGCUUCUCAAUGUAUACUAAUGCUAACAUGGAAAAAUGCAGUUUUUUUCAGUAGAAAUUCAACUGGAUUUCCAGCUCUUGUCAAUGCUCGUACUGCCUUGUGAAGGCGUUGUUGUCUAAAGGGAGGCUUUCCCUUCGAUGUACGUACCAUGUUCUACACAACAGUCAUUUCAGCACCUUAGAAAGCACCCAUGCAUUGUGGUCAGAAAGAAAAAAAAAUUUGCUGCCUGGAUACAUCCGUUGUCGUAGGUUACAGAAUUCCAACUGAAUACUACAGACGUUUGGUGUAUGCAAUAUUGGCAUGUUACCCUUGUAUGAACGAUUCUAAAAACUGUAGAAUAGCUGUAAAAUUUAUCCUACAUGUAGUCAUGUAGAAAGUUACAUAUUGUGAGGAAAGGGGUAGGGGCACUGGUGUGCAUUUGAACCCGAUUCGUCCAUUCAUGAUACCAUAUAACUUGUGAUUAUGUAACACUAGUAAUGAAAUUCCUACUAGAGUAUGUCAUGAAAUUGUUCCUGAUUUUCUAGCCCAGCUUGAGAGUAUUAUUAUUAUUAUUAUGAACUAUAAGAGAUGAUGAAACCUAGACGAUCGUUGGGCAUUGAGUAUAUGUAGGCACUAUUGCCAUAAAAAUGGAUUCCGAAGAUGUUUUGAGCACUGAGCCUAUUACAAACAGAUGAUUUUGAGUGAUUGAGUUAUGGAUUAUUUCCUUUUAGGCCACAUCCCUGAUGUAAUGUUCUCGCUUUGGGAAUAAAUGAAUUUGUAUUCCAGUG
Branchiostoma belcheri (Belcher's lancelet) is the source of this 5329-nucleotide messenger RNA. Its product is annotated as phosphatidylinositol-binding clathrin assembly protein LAP-like. Gene Ontology annotation, molecular function: phosphatidylinositol-4,5-bisphosphate binding; 1-phosphatidylinositol binding; SNARE binding. Gene Ontology annotation, biological process: clathrin-dependent endocytosis; synaptic vesicle budding from presynaptic endocytic zone membrane; clathrin coat assembly. Lineage: Eukaryota; Metazoa; Chordata; Leptocardii; Amphioxiformes; Branchiostomatidae. The record is from RefSeq and is a predicted model, not a curated record. Gene Ontology annotation, cellular component: extrinsic component of presynaptic endocytic zone membrane; synaptic vesicle; clathrin-coated vesicle.